Messenger RNA from Chaetomium fimeti, 1662 nucleotides. RefSeq lists its product as uncharacterized. NCBI's taxonomy places the organism in Eukaryota, Fungi, Ascomycota, Sordariomycetes, Sordariales, Chaetomiaceae. Gene Ontology annotation, molecular function: FAD binding; Delta24(24-1) sterol reductase activity. The record is from RefSeq and is a predicted model, not a curated record. Gene Ontology annotation, biological process: steroid metabolic process. The transcript has a single exon. Gene Ontology annotation, cellular component: cytoplasm; membrane. The coding region runs from base 1 to 1662 and encodes 553 amino acids.
AUGGCUACUACCCUAGUUAAGACAUAUAUCACGGAGUCCCACAUCUUGCUGGCGAAGGACAAAGAAAAUGUUCAGGCGGCCGACCGGCCAGGGCAGCCCAAAGCCCAAGGUCCCUCUCAAGCCACUCAAAUCAGCUUACAACGCCAUGACCGCAUCGUCAGCCGUCUGGCUGCCGAGGUACAACUUUUCGCCGAGCGUGGCGAAAGGUUCCGUAUCAGCCACGGUUCCAGCAACUCGACACGCCCUACACACACGGGGAACCUGCUCGAUAUCAGUCCCCUGAACAACGUUCUGCUCGUCUCAAAAGACCACUCGGACAUUGGGCUCGACAGCUGGUGCCUCGUUGAGCCCAACGUCCCCAUGGACAAGUUGGUUGAGGCCACCCUGCCGCAUGGACUCGUUCCCCCGGUUGUCAUGGAGUUUCCCGGCAUCACAGUUGGGGGAGGCUUCUCCGGGACUUCGGGGGAGAGCAGCUCUUUCCGCCACGGCUUCUUCAGUGACAAUGUCCAUGAAGUGGAGAUGAUAUUGGGAGAUGGCCAGGUGGUCAAAGCCUCCAAUGAGAAUCACCAGGAUCUGUUCCGUGCUGCCGCUGGCGCCCUAGGCACUCUCGGAAUCGUGACGGCCUUGAAAGUGCGACUGGUGCCGGCCAAACGGUUCGUCCACGUUCGCUACUCCCGCCUCGGCAGCUUCCCGGACGCCAUCAGUGACCUCCACAAGAUGAAGUCCGGCUCUUUCGAGUAUCUCGAUGCUAUUCUGUACUCUAAGCAACACGGCGUGGCGAUAACGGGCAACCUUGUUGACGAGGAGAUGGUGCCAGGGGGCACUCGCAUCAAAACUUUCAGCAACGCCGCCGACGAUUGGUUCUACCGACAUGUCCGCGAAAAGACAAGCCAGCUAGCCCCGGGCAGUGAGGCCGAGGACUACGUCCCGCUCGCUGAGUUUCUGUUCCGCUACGACCGUGGCGGCUUCUGGGUGGGCGAGAUGGGCUACGACUACUUUCACAACAUCAUCCCCUUCAACGGCUUCAUGCGGUGGCUGCUAGACGACUUUUCGCACACCCGCACGCUGUACCACGCCCUCCACGCCACGGGCGUCACUCGCGAGCUGGUCAUACAGGAUGUUACGGUGCCGUGGGACAAUGCGACAGAGCUCAUCGACCACAUCAGCGACGACCUCGAAAUCUGGCCACUAUGGCUGUGCCCCCUGGCCAAGGCUCAGAUGCCAACGUUCCACCCCAUGACGACAUCGUCGGUGGCAAAGCCUGGACCCUCAACCUCGGACGAGAUGCUCAGCAUUGGCCUCUGGGGUUGGGGACCCAAGAAGCCAGGUGAAUUCGUGGCAAAGAACCGCGACCUGGAGGCAAAGCUGGAAGAACUCCGCGGCCGCAAGUGGCUGUACGCGCACAUGUUCCACACCGAGGAAGAAUUCUGGAGGCUUUAUAACCGCGAGUGGUACGAGGGUCUGAGGGAAAAGUACCACGCAACCAAUUUGGUGAACAUAUAUGACAAGAUUAGGAGGGGUGGAGGUGGGACAAAGAAUUGGGCGCAGACAAUAAGGGAGAUGUGGCCGGUGGGUGGACUGUGUGGCAUGUGGAGGGCGGUGCGAUCAGGGGAUAUUAGUUUGCAUCGUAAUGCAAAGUGGAAGUGGCUUGGUGCCAGUUGA